UCUUUCCAAUUGCCAUCUCUAAUAGUUGAUAAGAAAGGGCAGAGUACAUGUAAAUAAGAAAUAUAUCAAUGGUUAGCUAGCCAAAGGUAAAAAUAUAAACAAAAUAAUGGAGAAAAACAAAUAUGUACCACGUGUAAAUCAGAUAGAUGCCAUCUAUUUGAACAAGGACAUUGCCCGCCUGAUACGAGAUAAUCUGCUGGAGAACUUGCAAGCAAUCUCACCCGUUUUGUUCAUCAAAAUCCAACCGGAGCUCGACUUGCUCAUUCAAUCCGCCAUUUGGUUUGGUUCCGUCGGCAAGCGGUGCUCCACUUUUGGCCAACAGCUUCUGGUUCUGGCUUAUGAUGCCGAAAAGCUGACGGUGUCCAGGCUGGUGCUCCAUUUCGUCCUGACCGUCUUGCCGGGCUACGUGAAGAGCUGGGAGGAGCGGCGUUUAACCAGGCGCGUGGAGUGGUUUAGCGAGGCGAUUACGUGGGCGGAGAACAGUGCCCUGGUACUGAACAUCCUCAAUUACUUUCGGUUCCUGAAGACAGGGCGAAAACCCACGCUGGUGGACUAUCUUUUGGGGUUGGACUACAUUAGUCUGAGGAACAACCAACGGAGGGACAUUGGCUACAAGUACCUAACGAGAGAACUGCUUUGGGGAGGAUUUAUGGAAAUCCUCGGACUGGUGUUACCCAUCAUCAAUUUCCGUAAGCUACAAAGAUUGCUAAAGUCGUGGACAUUUGGUCAGGCGAUUUCCGGACGACGGUUGGAGGAUAGAGAUGACCCGGCGUUCUUGGCGCCGCAGAUGACCCUGAGCACCACCUGCACCUUCUGUGGGGAGCGACCCACAUUGCCACACCACAUGGGCUGCGGGCAUAUCUAUUGCUAUUAUUGUCUCAAUGCCAAUGUUUUAACGGAUGCCAGUUUCUGCUGCCCCAAAUGCGGUUCUACGUGCCCUGAGUCGGGAAUCCAAAGUGUCUGAUAAAUAGGAAGAUAUGCAAGUGAUGGUUUUAUACGUGUUUUUAUUAGUUUUAAGAGAAAAGUGGGCUUUAAGUAAUAAACAAACAAUUUUCAUA
Drosophila erecta is the source of this 1058-nucleotide messenger RNA. RefSeq names its product peroxisome biogenesis factor 2 (gene Pex2). The record is from RefSeq and is a predicted model, not a curated record. The transcript is spliced from 4 exons. Gene Ontology annotation, cellular component: peroxisomal membrane. Gene Ontology annotation, biological process: protein import into peroxisome matrix. NCBI's taxonomy places the organism in Eukaryota, Metazoa, Arthropoda, Insecta, Diptera, Drosophilidae. Gene Ontology annotation, molecular function: zinc ion binding. The coding region runs from base 107 to 964 and encodes 285 amino acids.